Messenger RNA from Myzus persicae (green peach aphid), 943 nucleotides. RefSeq names its product glutathione S-transferase 1-1-like. Lineage: Eukaryota; Metazoa; Arthropoda; Insecta; Hemiptera; Aphididae. Gene Ontology annotation, molecular function: glutathione transferase activity. Gene Ontology annotation, biological process: glutathione metabolic process. The coding region runs from base 85 to 753 and encodes 222 amino acids. The record is from RefSeq and is a predicted model, not a curated record. The transcript has 5 exons.
UAUAUAUAACACUUUGGCGUAGACACUUGGGCAUUAUUGACACGGCUCUUCUUCGUUCAACUCUCUUCACCUCAAAACUUCGAAAUGACCAUCGAUUUCUACUACGCUUCGUGGAGUCCACCGUGCAGGACAGUGGAAUUGGUGGCCCAUAUUUUGAACGUCAAACUUAAUCCGAUUGUGACGACACCGAGCAAAGGAGACACGCAAAAACCAGAAUACAAACAAUUGAACCCUCAGCAUACGAUUCCGACCAUCGUGGACAACGGUUUUGUUUUGAGUGAAAGCCGAGCGAUCUGCAAGUACCUUGUCGAAAAAUACGGUUUAGCUACUGGGGCGUAUUCCAAAGAGCAGCUCUACCCAAAAGACUUACAAAAAAGAGCGACAAUUGAUCACCGCAUUGAUUUCGAUUUGGGAUCUCUGUACAGAAGAGCAUCCGAUUAUUUCAGUCCAGUGUUCAUGACCGGACAGUUUGGAACUGCUGCCUUACCGAAAUUGAAAGCCGCCUUGGAAAUACUCGAUGCGUAUUUGGCAAAAACUAAGUGGGUAGCCGGACCCGAAGUAACCCUCGCCGAUAUCGUCGUAGUGGUCACUAUAUCAAGUUUGGAGAUUGUGGGCUACGAACUGACCAGCUACCCUAACAUAUUGAGAUGGUUUAAGGCUGCACAGACAACGUUACCCGGAUACAACGAAGCCAACCACAAAGGAACGAUAGAAUUUAAAGACUAUCUGUUUUCGAAAUUGAAAAAUAACUAAAAAUCCAUUUCAAUAUUGAACCAUUUAUUUACACAGUUUGUUUAAUAUGACAGCGUAUUAAUUAAUAAUCAUAAUUGUUUUAAUAGUAUGCAGAUUCUAAGAAUAUUCAUAUUUUUAUGGCGAUAUUUUCACUGUCGAUGACUUGUACACCCGUAAUAGGAAAAUAAAAUAAAAUAAUUAUUAUACUUUA